GAACAUUUAGUGGUCGUGCAAUCCGUCAGCUAGCCAGCCAGUCAGCCAGUUAGUCUUCUGUUGGCCAACAUUAUUUACUCAUUUACUUAAGGCGAAGCUACAAAAAUACAAUCGAUCGGAGGCGGUGAUUCGCGUCAAGAAAUUUCACUUUAGUUGAAAUCGAAAGAGCAAAGAAUUGGGAAUCGAAGGAAAAAAGAAGAAAAUCAGUAGUGAAGAGCUCUGUUGGAAAAAAAAUUACGAAAUAAAUUAAAACGUAUUAACUUUCCAUCAAAAAAAACUGAAAAAAUUGAAUAUUAUCAUCCAUUGAUGUUGUGUUCCAAAGCGGAAAGCUAGCUAAAUUAUUAAAAUUAUAAAUUUAAAUAAAGCAUCGGAAUUCCUGCCAGUUUAUAUAACCCCCCUGACUCUGAGUGUGUGUGUACGUGGGUGUGUUAAAACUCUAAUCCAAAGAUAUGGGUAUUCCAGACAUACGCCAUUUAAUCUCUGUGGAAUUUGAAGUAUUUGGUCAUGUACAGGGCUGUUAUUUUACAAAGUAUACACGAGACUUAUGUAAAAAAGCUGGCAUCACGGGUUGGGUAAAGAACUCCAAACAAGGUACGAUCGUUGGUAAAAUGCAAGGCCCCAAAGAAGAAGUGGAUAAAAUGAUUGAUUGGUUAUCCACGAAGGGCUCACCCGGUUGUCAAAUUGAAAAAUGUGAUUUAAGAAAUAUGGGCACAUUAAACCGUCUCGAUUACAAGACAUUCGAUAUACGAUUUUAGUGUAUUAUUAUUAUCUUUGUUAGUUACUAUUCUUUAGAAUUAAGUUUGAUGAUAUUUUAUUUAUUAUAUUUUUUGUUAUGAUCCCGCUUUUCUGUGUAAAAGAAGACGACAAUAAUUAUUUGGCAUAUGUUUUGUAAAAGUAAAAUUUUUAAAAUUAAAAUUAGGUGUUUUUAUUUCUUCAUCCCUAAAAGUAUGCUUUAUAAAGCUGGCUUGUA
Messenger RNA from Musca domestica (house fly), 970 nucleotides. RefSeq names its product acylphosphatase-2. The record is from RefSeq and is a predicted model, not a curated record. Lineage: Eukaryota; Metazoa; Arthropoda; Insecta; Diptera; Muscidae. Gene Ontology annotation, molecular function: acylphosphatase activity. The transcript has 3 exons. The coding region runs from base 450 to 755 and encodes 101 amino acids.